Canariomyces notabilis is the source of this 880-nucleotide messenger RNA. RefSeq names its product cysteine dioxygenase type I. Gene Ontology annotation, biological process: L-cysteine catabolic process. Gene Ontology annotation, molecular function: ferrous iron binding; cysteine dioxygenase activity. NCBI's taxonomy places the organism in Eukaryota, Fungi, Ascomycota, Sordariomycetes, Sordariales, Chaetomiaceae. The record is from RefSeq and is a predicted model, not a curated record. The coding region runs from base 1 to 651 and encodes 216 amino acids. The transcript is spliced from 2 exons.
AUGGCAAUCGGUAUGAUCAAGAAGCUGACGGCCAACGCCCCGUUGGCCUUCUCGUGUACUGCCAAUGCCGCUACCAAUCGCUUUGACGACCUUGUCCAGGCCCUGAAAGACGCUCUGGGCCCGUCUUCGGGCCUCACAUCGGACGAUGUCGACGUAGAGUACCUGACCCGGCUCAUGCAGGACUAUGACUCGGACCCGGCAGAGUGGUCCCGGUUCGCCAUGGGUGACCAGAGCCGUGGGUACACGAGGAACCUCGUCGACGAAGGCAAUGGGAAAAGCAACCUGCUUGUGCUCGUCUGGUCCCCAGGGAAGGGUAGCCCGAUUCACGACCACGGCAACGCCCACUGCCUGAUGAAGAUCCUCCGGGGCAACCUGACAGAGACAAGAUAUUUGUACCCCGAGGGAGAGACUGAGAAGCCAAUGAAGGUGAUAUCGGAGCGAGUACACAAGGAAAACGACGUGGCGUACAUGGCAGAUGAGCUGGGGGUUCACCGCGUAUGGAACCAGGGCAGCGACUUCGCUGUCUCGCUCCAUCUGUACACGCCGCCCAAUGUCGCCAGGGGAGGAUGCCACAUCUUCGACCCGGCGACGGGCAAGAAGAGCCAUACCAAGGACUGCGGGUACUACUCCGCAUAUGGGACGAAACUGUAGGGACCUGGGAAUGGUGACGGGGCGUUGGGGAUGUGUGAAUUAGCAGCAUCGUUAUGGCAGCAUCGUCUAGCCGGUUAAUACAUCUCCUCAGGAGACGAGAACGGGAAGAGAUUGUUUACUUGCCCCUGAACAAGCCUUUGUCAAACUCUUGGCCGCCAUGUGAGUGAGCAACGCAACAGAUCUUCCCAAACAGGAAACUUGCACGGUGCGUCUACACACUCUGCUCCUG